AUGGAGCGCCAGGACGCUUUCGUGGACUCCGCGGUGCUGGACUUCGUGGCCGAUCUCUCCCUGGUGUCCCCUGGAGGCCCUCUUCUCUAUGACCUUACCCCCGGAGGCUCUCUUGGGGAGCGGGCCCUGGCCCUCGGAGGGGGCAUGGCCCGGGGCUCUCAGCCCUUCGAGGAAGAGGACGAAGGGGAAGAGGAGGAUGAAGAAGACGAAGAGGAGGAGGGGGAGGGAGAUGGAGGCGAGGAAUUGGAGCCUCUACGGGGUGCCUCACUGAUUCUGGGCCGCCCCAAAAGAAAGAGAGUGAUAACCUUAGCCCAGCGACAGGCGGCCAACAUCCGGGAGAGGAAGAGGAUGCUGAACCUCAACGAAGCCUUCGACCAGCUAAGGAAGAAGGUGCCCACCUUCGCCUACGAGAAGCGCCUGUCGCGGAUCGAGACGUUGCGCCUGGCUAUUGUGUACAUCUCCUUCAUGACAGAGCUGCUGGCCGGCUGCGAGAAACAGGAGGCGAACCAGGGAGCCCGGCCUUAG
Messenger RNA from Trichosurus vulpecula (common brushtail), 525 nucleotides. It is a transcript of the gene FERD3L, whose product is annotated as Fer3 like bHLH transcription factor. Gene Ontology annotation, molecular function: DNA-binding transcription factor activity, RNA polymerase II-specific; RNA polymerase II transcription regulatory region sequence-specific DNA binding; protein dimerization activity. The record is from RefSeq and is a predicted model, not a curated record. Gene Ontology annotation, biological process: regulation of transcription by RNA polymerase II; developmental process. NCBI's taxonomy places the organism in Eukaryota, Metazoa, Chordata, Mammalia, Diprotodontia, Phalangeridae. The transcript has a single exon. Bases 1 to 525 code for a protein of 174 amino acids.